This is a messenger RNA of Zophobas morio, 890 nucleotides long. RefSeq names its product ubiquitin carboxyl-terminal hydrolase 14-like. Lineage: Eukaryota; Metazoa; Arthropoda; Insecta; Coleoptera; Tenebrionidae. The record is from RefSeq and is a predicted model, not a curated record. Gene Ontology annotation, biological process: protein deubiquitination; regulation of proteasomal protein catabolic process; proteasome-mediated ubiquitin-dependent protein catabolic process. The transcript is spliced from 11 exons. The annotation marks the transcript as partial. Gene Ontology annotation, molecular function: proteasome binding; cysteine-type deubiquitinase activity.
UUAGGUUUUUCUGUCUAUUAUCCCUUAAAACACCGACAAAAAAAAACACGUAAGUCGGGAUGACUUUGAAGUCGGGCGCUUGUAAUGUUUGCGUCAAGUGGAACGGUGAAAAGUUUUCCGAUUUGUUAGUAGAUCUUGCGGAACCUCCAUUGUUAUUAAAAGCAUACCUCUUUUCUUUAACUGGGGUAGAGCCUUCUAAUCAGAAGAUUUUCAUUAAAGGAAAACCUUUAGGGAAUGACAACUGGGGAGACGUUGUGCUAAAAGAUAAUAUGACUUUAUUGAUGAUUGGCACGCCUUCUUCAGCUGUAGCAAUUCCACCUAAUACUACUGAGCCAGAAAAUUUUGAGGAAGAGCACUUUGCAAAAGACCCGACAGGAUUCCCUUCUGGUUUGUUAAAUUUGGGUAACACUUGCUACUUAAAUUCUACAUUGCAAUGUCUUCGUUCAAUACCAGAACUUUAUUCUGCCCUCCUUGGAACUAUGAAUGAAGCUUUUCAAGAUUCAGAUCGACUUUUGUUGCAGAAGUUGGCCAAAGUAUAUAAAGAACUGGACACUAAUGACAAGGCUAACGGGCUGCCAGUGGAUGCUUCUCUUUUUUACAAGGCUUUUAUAGAAAAGUUUCCCCAGUUUGCUGAGAAGGGUCAACGCGGUGAACCUCUACAGCACGACGCUGAAGAGUGCUGGACUUUGCUUACCCGCCUUUUCGAAGAAACUCUUCCAAAAACUAACACUGAAGCUUCGCUCGUUGAUAGCUAUUUAAAGGGAGAAUUUACUGUUCGAUAUGAGAAUACGGAAUGUAUCAAAGAAGUUCAGAGUGCUACCUCCAAAUUCUUAUUUCUGAAGUGUCUCAUUAAUAACGAAGUAAAUCAUUUAGAGAAAGGAAUUUCUUUG